AUGGCAACUAAUGAAUGUAUUGUACAUACUUCUAAAUAUCGAUCAAAAUUUAAUCAUGCUGUUAAUUUAAUUCGGCGUGACAAAAAUUAUGAAGGACAUGUUUAUUAUGAAUUAUCCAAACGAUGUUGUUCAUGUUAUGAAAAAAAAGGUUUGAACAUAAUUGAUCUUAAUGUACUGAUUAAUAUAUGUGAUGAAAUUGUUUUGGAUCGAUUAAAAGAACCAAAAAUAGAUAAAACUUUUUAUGUUUGUACUCUUCCAUUCGAACCAGAAGUAGACUUUCGACAGCGUCAAGCAAGAAUUGGUCGUUUCGUUGGGAAAAAAGGUGAAACUUUAAUUGCUUUGCAAGACAAAUAUGAUAUUCAUGUUUAUUUUAUCAAUAAACGUUCUAACUGGGGAUUUGUUAAAAGAUGUCUCAAUCUAAAAGAUCGUGGUGAAAUACAUUACAUAAUUUAUGGACCUAAUCAGUAUGUGUUAAUUAAAAGAAAAAACAAAUUGAUGUUAGAUACAAUUCCUAUUGAUGAAAUAAAACAAGAAAUAAUUAAAAAAUGGGAAGAAACAAAUGAAAGUCAAUUGCUUGAAAGAGAAUUGACUUUUGAUCAAAAUCAAUUUCAAGUUGUAUCUCUUUCAUUCAUACCGAGAUCUGGGUGGAUGUUUGAACGUUAUGAAAUAAUGGAGCGUUUUUUAGGAGAAAAAAAUGAAAAUUUACACAAGUUAGAAGAUCAAUAUAAUGUUCGUUUACAUGUUAUUAAAAAUGACUGUUUCUGUUUUAAAUACAAAUAUUUUCAGAAACUUCUUCAAAUUCAAGAAGAUAAUUUUGAUCAGUUCUUUAUAGUCAUUACUAAGAAAAACAAAUCAAUAACAAAUGAAAUUCCUAUUGAUGAAAUUAAAGAACGAAUUACUAAACAAUGGAAAAUAGAAAAUAUUGAAUUGAUUGACUCAGAUGAAUCAUUUCCAUUCAUGUCUCUUUCAUUCGAUCCAAACAGUUUUAUACCAGAACGCAUAAAAAAAGUUCAUCUUUUUAUUGGAAGAAAUGGUCAAAAUUUAUAUGCAUUGCAAGAAAAAUAUCAUAUUUACAUAGAAAUUAUAUAUAAAUAUUCGAACAAGAAUAUUCAAAUGAAAUCUACUAAAUUAUUAGAUAAAGAAAAAUUACAUAAAGUUUAUUUAUUAAUCACAAAUAAAGACAAAUCAAUAAUGAAUGAGAUUCAUUUUGAUCAGAUUAAACGAGAAAUAAUUAAUCAAUGGAAAAAAAUCAAAGAAAUUGAUUCUGCCACAAAUAUGUCUUAUAGCAAUCAUGCUGUACCAUCGAAACAACCGGAUUUUGAUUAUCAAUGGCAUGAACAGAAAUACCGUCGUCGGAAAUGA
Adineta steineri is the source of this 1362-nucleotide messenger RNA. The record is from the annotation of a GenBank genome assembly. NCBI's taxonomy places the organism in Eukaryota, Metazoa, Rotifera, Eurotatoria, Adinetida, Adinetidae.